Molecule: messenger RNA, 417 nt
Organism: Boeremia exigua
Lineage: Eukaryota; Fungi; Ascomycota; Dothideomycetes; Pleosporales; Didymellaceae
Exons: 3
Coding region: 1-417 (138 amino acids)
Biological process (GO): pyruvate import into mitochondria
Cellular component (GO): mitochondrial inner membrane
Source: RefSeq, a predicted model, not a curated record
AUGGCCGCCGCAAUCAAAGCGCUGAACGCGAAGAUUCGCUCCAACAAAUACACCGACUACAUCUGCUCGACCCAUUUCUGGGGCCCCGUCAGCAACUUCGGUAUCCCGAUCGCCGCAAUCGCAGACAUGAGCAAGGACCCCGAGAUCAUCUCCGGCCGCAUGACCGGCGCCCUAACCCUCUACUCGGGCACCUUCAUGCGCUACGCGCUCGCCGUCUCGCCCGCAAACUACCUGCUGUUCGGCUGCCACGCCAUCAACUUCACCUCGCAGCUGGUCCAGGGCUACCGCUACAUGAACUACUUCCACUGGGGCGGGAAGGACGCGCUGCUGGCGCAGCGCGCGGGGCAGGUCGCCGAGGGCGUCAAGGAGAGCGCGCAGGGGGUUAAGGAGAAGGUGGAGGCGGCGGUGUCGAAGUAG